GUGAAAUGGCUUGAAAUCCCUCCGCUUUUCCUCUUCACUUCUUAGUUCUUCUGCCCCACGCCAGGCCCAGCAGUCUCCGUACCCCGGCAUCACCAUUCCCUUCGUCUUGGGCCUGCACGCCUCUUCCCGGCUCCGGCGACCGUUCACCAUCCCUCCGCCCCUGGCCGCCGCGGUUCAGGACCUCCGGUGAUUCUUGGCUUGCAAUGACCACACCUUACAUAGCAAAUAUGGAGCUAACCGGGUGCACAAUGAAAUCACCCAUUUCAUGCAAAAAGUCACAUACCUUGAGCUCCAACUUAUGUAUUUCUGGACCUAGAUGCGUCUUCAGUGUUCAUUCAAAAUCAUGUCUAAAGUUGCAUCCUCAAAGCAAGAGGAAAACCAACAUGAUGUCCGCAAGUCAUGGUAGCAACAGCCAUGAUAAUAAGGCCAUCAGUGCCAGUCUUACGUAUAAAGAUGCUGGGGUUGACAUUGAUGCAGGAUCAGAGCUUGUCAGGAGAAUUGCCAAAAUGGCACCUGGAAUCGGCGGUUUUGGAGGCCUCUUUCCUUUAGGGGAUUCAUACCUUGUGGCUGGCACCGAUGGGGUGGGGACAAAACUAAAACUUGCUUUUGAAACUGGAAUCCACGAGACGAUAGGGAUUGAUCUGGUUGCAAUGAGUGUUAAUGAUAUUGUCACCUCUGGAGCAAAACCAUUAUUUUUUCUUGAUUACUUUGCAACAAGCCAUCUCGAUGUUGAUCUUGCAGAAAAGGUGAUAAAAGGCAUUGUAGAUGGUUGCAAGCAGUCUGAUUGUGCCCUUUUGGGGGGAGAGACUGCAGAAAUGCCAGAUUUCUAUGCAACUGGGGAGUAUGAUCUUAGUGGUUUUGCAGUUGGUAUUGUGAAAAAAGAUUCCGUUAUUAACGGGAAGAAUAUUGUUCCCGGAGAUGUCCUCAUUGGCCUUCCAUCUAGUGGAGUUCAUUCAAAUGGAUUCUCUCUUGUCAGAAGGGUGAUCAAACAAAGUGGCCUCUCUUUGAAUGACCAGCUUCCUGGUGACUCGAUCACACUAGGCGAAGCCUUAAUGGCCCCAACUGUCAUUUAUGUUAAACAGGUACUUGACAUUAUUAAUAAAGGAGUGGUUAAAGGGAUAGCUCACAUCACCGGUGGAGGCUUUACAGAUAAUAUACCUCGCGUUUUUCCUAAAGAUUUAGGGGCCAUCGUUAACAAAGAUUCAUGGGUAGUUCCUCCCGUAUUCAAAUGGAUUCAAGAGGCGGGUAGAAUUGAAGAUGCGGAAAUGAGGCGGACUUUCAACAUGGGAAUCGGGAUGGUCCUAGUUGUGACCCCGGACACGGCUCGGAAAAUCCUCGAGGAUGAGGCUUUUGAAGCUUUCCGACUCGGCGAGGUGGUAGAAGGAGAUGGAGUGAGUUACCUCUAGUAAGGUUAAUGUGACUUUGCUACUUUCAAGUUGGGGCAAAGUCUGCUGCGUACACACACCCUCUCCAGAGCGUAUUGGGGUUUGACUCAGAUUUGUUGUUGUGAUUUUGCAUCUUGGGCUCUUGUAAAAUAUAGAGCUGUGAAAAUUGAAAUGUGUUUUUUUAAAGCAUUGUGUUGCUGGUUUUUUUGUAUGAAAUAAAUUUUGCCAAAUUAGGGAGAGAACUAUAGGGGGUGCCCUAUACGAAUCUACCUCGGGUUGGGGCUACAGAGAAAUGUGGUUAAAUACAAAGUAUUCACCUUU
This is a messenger RNA of Cuscuta campestris, 1706 nucleotides long. NCBI's taxonomy places the organism in Eukaryota, Viridiplantae, Streptophyta, Magnoliopsida, Solanales, Convolvulaceae. The record is from the annotation of a GenBank genome assembly.